Mollisia scopiformis is the source of this 4944-nucleotide messenger RNA. RefSeq lists its product as uncharacterized. Bases 199 to 4662 code for a protein of 1487 amino acids. NCBI's taxonomy places the organism in Eukaryota, Fungi, Ascomycota, Leotiomycetes, Helotiales, Mollisiaceae. The transcript is spliced from 8 exons. The record is from RefSeq and is a predicted model, not a curated record. Gene Ontology annotation, cellular component: Sin3-type complex; chromatin. Gene Ontology annotation, molecular function: transcription corepressor activity. Gene Ontology annotation, biological process: negative regulation of transcription by RNA polymerase II.
AAAUCUUUGGAAUUUCUGAUCCGCGACUAAAAGCCUGCUGGUCAGUUCUCGUGUAGAUGCGCCCACGCCCGCUAUCUCCCUGAAGCAGAAGACAGCUACUAAUUUGCAUCUUGGGAAGUAGGCAUUGUCGUAUUGAAACCCAUAAACAUUAUUCUCAAGCUUCGAUAAUCGAUCUCGACCCAUCCUCCUUCUUUAACCAUGAACAACCCUCCUCAUGGCCCAGUGCCGGGCUACGACCGAGACCGAGAUCGAGAGCGAGAGAUCGAGGAACAGCAUAGGCAACGCGCAGCAUUACAGCAGCAAGAAGAGCUGGCACAACGAGAGCGCGAUCAUAAUGAGAGACAGGAAAGAGAAAGACAACAUCGAGAACAAUACCAACCCGCUCCUCCUCAUCAGAGUAGCACAGGCUCGAUACCCAUCCACCAACCCGUAGCAUCGCGUCUACCAGGUGCUAUACACAGUCCUGGCGGUCUUCUUGCAAACCAUGGCGGUGCACCUCCUCCUGCUCCUUUAGGUGCACCGAGUGGCCCGGGAAAUGCAUUUGGUGGUCCUUUGCAUAGUGAAGCCAAUCGACCCCUCCAGCACCAACCUCCGAAUCCCCCCAGCCAGCUCCAACAACAGCAAGGCUUUGGUCCGAGCAUACUACAUCAUAAUCCAGUUGGGGGCCCUGGACCGAAUCCUGUUGCAUUUGGUGGACCCCUCCAGCAGCAACAACAACAGCAACAGGCUCAACAACAGGCUCAACAGCAAGCUCAGCAACAGGCCCAGCAGCAACAGGAAGCGGUGUCGAGAUUGCAGCAACUUCCAUUUGGUGUCCCUCCAGGUCAUCAGAUGCCUGGGGCACCAGCUUUAGGACAAGGCGGUCAGCAACCUAUAUUGAAUGACGCACUCAGUUACCUCGACCAGGUCAAAGUCCAGUUCGCCGACCAACCAGACGUGUAUAACAGAUUUCUCGAUAUCAUGAAAGACUUCAAAAGUCAAGCAAUCGAUACCCCAGGAGUCAUCAAUCGAGUCUCCGAACUUUUUGCUGGUCACCCAAACCUCAUUCAGGGAUUCAAUACUUUCUUACCGCCUGGUUAUCGGAUUGAGUGUGGUGCUGGAAAUGACCCAAAUACAAUUAGAGUGACAACUCCCAUGGGAACAACAGUGCAAUCAAUAACUGGUGCUGGCCGGGCACUACCCGAAUCAGUAUUGGUACAAGGCGGUGUAAGUGGAGUCUACUACGGUGGACAACGCCCUGGAAACUGGCAACAACAGCAGCCGCAACACAGUAUCGAAAGCCCAGAAGCAGUCUUCAGCCCCCAGAAUCAGAGCCAGCCAACUCCUUAUAAUCAGACGCCAAAUCAACAUACUGCAUACGAGGCGCAACAAGCAGCGGCCGCAGCCCAUCAACAACAACAAAGAGGAGUUUCUCAAUUGACGAGUGCUGUCGCAACUUUGGGACACCCUCCGAGAAAUACACAAACGCCAACUCCUGGGGGUCAGCCAGGUAUGAAUGGUGGAGCGCAGCCUGGUUUAGAGAAAAGAGGACCAGUCGAGUUCAACCAUGCGAUCAGCUAUGUGAACAAAAUCAAGAACCGCUUUCAAGACAGACCCGAAAUUUACAAACAAUUUCUUGAAAUUCUUCAGACCUACCAACGAGAAUCAAAACCCAUUCAAGACGUCUACGCGCAAGUUACUACUUUGUUCAACACUGCACCUGAUCUUCUCGAAGACUUCAAACAAUUCCUCCCUGAAUCAGCUGCUCAAGCCAAAGCAGCCGCAGCCGCGAAGGCAGCAGAAGAAGCACAACAAAGUCAAUUGCCCCCAAGCCAGGGUGCGCGAGGAGAAUCGAAGAUGCCGCCAGUUGGUAACUUCCAAGUCCCUCAGAGCAACAAUACCAGCAAGGAGACCAAGAAACGUCCUCGCAAUAGUGGCACAGCUCCUGCUCCACAACCCAAUGUUGUCGGCGAGGGUUCUCGAUCAGUACCUCAAGGUGCUCAUGCCAACAAGAGAGCCAAGCUGAAUCACAGUAAAAUCGGUGCUCUUGAUACUCAAGCCGUCUCCCCAACGUUGACACCUAUCAUGCCAGAGCCUCUUCCACCGACUUCGAACUCUGGUGCGUCGCAGGAAGAACUCGCCUUCUUCGACCGGGUCAAGAAGUAUAUCAGUAACAAGUCAGCCAUGAACGAGUUUUUAAAGCUCUGCAACAUGUUUUCUCAAGAUCUCGUUGAUAAAAACAUGCUCGUUCACAAGGUCAGCCUAUUCAUAGGUGGUAAUGCUGAUCUUGCCAACUGGUUCAAGACUUUUGUUCAGUAUGAUGGCAAGGAUGAAACCAUUGACAAUCAGCCCAUGGCUCCAUCCGGCCGUGUCGCACUUAGCAAUUGCAGAGGUUUGGGCCCCAGCUAUCGAUUGCUGCCAAAGAGAGAACGUCUCAAGCCCUGCUCUGGCCGUGACGAGAUGUGCAGGCUAGUACUCAACGAUGAUUGGGCCUCUCACCCUACUUGGGCUUCAGAGGACUCUGGAUUCGUCGCUCACCGCAAGAACGUGUAUGAGGAAUCUCUCUCGCGUGUUGAGGAAGAACGCCAUGACUACGACUUCAAUAUUGAAGCCAAUUCCAAGGUCAUUCAGGUUCUCGAGCCCAUUGCACAGUCCAUCCUGGGCAUGACUGAAGAUCAACGACAAACCUUUAUCAUGCCAACUGGCUUCCAAGGUUCCUCUCAAUCCCUGUAUAGACGUGUUUUCAAGAAAGUCUAUGGGGACCGUGGUCUGGAGGUCGUUGAGGACAUGUUUAGAGACCCUUGCGCUGUCCUGCCCAUCGUGCUUGCUCGUUUGAAGCAGAAAGAUGAGGAAUGGCGCUUCACGCAGCGUGAGUGGGAGAAGGUUUGGCAAGCCCAGACUCAAAAUAUGUACUUGAAGAGCCUUGAUCACCAAGGUCUCAACGUCAAGACAGCCGACAAGAAGAAUCUCUCUGCCAAGCACCUUGUUGAUGUCAUCAAGACCAGGACUGAGGAGCAACGCCGUCAACGACCCACUCUCAAUGGCAAGCAGAAGAAGAUCGCCUUCCAAUUCACCUACGAAAUCUCCGAUUCAGAUGUUAUCCUUAACGUCCUUCGGUUGAUGAUAGUCUAUGUGAAGGGUGCUGUUCAUCACAAUGCCUCCGAACGUCGUCGCGUCAGAGACUUUUUCGACAAGUUCGUAGGCAUCUUUUUCGGCAUCUCUCAUGAGCAAAUCAUGGAGGCUACUAACGAUGUUGAUCGUGACACUCCUGAUGAUGACUCAGAAGAGCUUCCUCCUACCGAAUUGCCAAACGGUCGCAGCAAACGCUCCAACGGCAAGAAGACUGAUCUUCGCCGUGGAGUCCUUGACCGCAGCCGCAACGGAACUAAGAGCAGACAAGACGAUAGUGCGACUGGAAGCAAGGAGUCAACUCCGGAAUCUGCUGCAGACGACGAUGAUGCUGCUGAUGCCGCUGAAGAUCAGUCUGUCAAUCAAGUCUCUGAUGAGCGUUGGUUGAAGCAAACGUCAGUUGCCAAGCCUGAUACUGAACUCAAUGCCGACCAACCAGUCCUUCGUACUAGCUAUAAGCUUUGGGCCAAUCAAAACAUCUUUGUUUUCUUCAGCAUCUUCCAAACCCUGUAUCGAAGAUUGAAGGAGAUCAAGGACAGUGAGGCAGAGGCCAUUGACCAAGCUAACCGUGCUGCUCUCGACAAGCCUGCUAAGUUACUUGACUACAUCAGCGCGAGAGACGAAGCCAGACUCAGCGAGGAUGAGACCUUCUACUCGCGUGCCUUGCAGCUGAUCGAGGACUAUGUCAAGGGUGACAUUGAUGAGAAUACAUAUCAGAGUUGGCUUCGACGUCAUUUCUUGAUGAAGGGUUGGCAAGCUUUUACCGUCUUGGAUCUUCUCAAGACUCUCGCCAAGCUUGGCUCCAUCUGCUCCAGCCCAGAUGUCAAGGAGAAGACGUCGGACCUCAUACGUCAAUUCUACGCUAAUAGACAAUCGGAGGAGACCACCUACAACAACGAAAUCAACAUGCGAAAGCAAGCUGACAAAUGGAUCAAGGACAGCGAACUGUUUUUGAUUGAAUGGAAUUCUCUCAAGAAGACAGCCGGUGUUAGAUGGUUCCAGCGCGAGGAUACCACUUGGGAUCUUGAUGACAUGACUGCCAUUGAUCAAUGGAAGUACUACGUCUCCUCCUACUUCCGCAUCGAGCCCACCGAAGGUGUCCCCCGUGAGAGAAUGCACAAGGCGGUGUUAAUGCGUAACGUCUCCACAAGCGAUGCCGAUUUCGAAGAUGGCGCCGCUCGUGAAGUAAAAGCCGGCAGUAAAGAGGACCUCAUCAUGCGCAUCGCCGUUCACGGCUUCGAGAUCAAAUUCGGCCCCCCUCCUAAUUCUGAGUACUUUAUCUUCACCGAUAAGCCCAUUGGUGACGAUCCUGCAACUGGCGAGAACUUUGCUAGGGAGCGACUUCGACCAUUUGAGAAUAUUCGAACGGAGAGAUUCAAGGAGAAGUUUGAGAUGAAUAAUGCUUGGAUGAAGGGCAAGAGUCGAGAUGAGGUUGCACUAAAGAACGAUCAGUUCAAGAAGUGGAUGGAGGAGGGCGUCGUUGCAUCAUCCUCUACUGCUGCUGCUGCUCCUCCAACGGCGAUGGAUGUUGACGAAGAUGCGGAGAUUUUGUGAAGACGGCGUGGAUCUGGGAAUGGGGUGUCUAUGGGGUUAAGCAGUGACUGGCAUGUCACCUUGCUCGAGCUCUUUUCUUUCAUUAUGGCUUUCCUGCCGUUCAUUUUCUCAUAUGGGCGGUCAUGAACUCUGAUUUGCUGGUCUUUGCUUCUCAAUGGCCAUAGAUUGCGUGCGGUGUUACAUAUUAUGUAUGGAUUUUGCUUUUUGCACUACUCUGGAAGCCCCGUCGCUUGUGCUAUGGGGUGGAUUGUAAGCUAGAAAAAUAGCAUGGAUUCUUAUGAC